Acipenser ruthenus (sterlet) is the source of this 3254-nucleotide messenger RNA. RefSeq names its product C-Jun-amino-terminal kinase-interacting protein 1-like. Lineage: Eukaryota; Metazoa; Chordata; Actinopteri; Acipenseriformes; Acipenseridae. Gene Ontology annotation, cellular component: cytoplasm. Gene Ontology annotation, biological process: regulation of JNK cascade. The record is from RefSeq and is a predicted model, not a curated record. The coding region runs from base 387 to 2528 and encodes 713 amino acids. The transcript is spliced from 13 exons. Gene Ontology annotation, molecular function: protein binding.
AGCGCUUGUCCCAUUGAUCAGAGCAACACUAUCCGCCUAUCUACAGGAAUCAAAAAUGAAGGUGGCAACAUGAGCUUUAUUGAUCGGAUCCAUUAAUUAUAGAGGAGCUGUGCUUUUUAGAGGAGCAGCACCAGCCAAGCCCAGUGCAUGCUGUCAUGUUUCUGUAGAGUACAGCAGAUUUUCCUUUGCAAAAGCCGACUAUGUUUUUUAUGGACCUUGCAAAGAGUAAAUAAAAACACAGCAGCAGCAGCAGCGAGAGAUGCAGAGUAGCUCCUGACUACACAGGCAAAGAGCUGACCAGAGUGAGGAAUCUGAAUGGGACGUAGCACCAGGGACAUUGCAAUUGCUUUUUAAAUUGAUCCUGUAGAAAUUAUUCUACCAGGUAAAUGGUACUCACCUUUGCAAUGGAGUCUAAUGAAGAAGAGAGCUGGAUGGAGGAUCAGUGGGAAAAAUGGCUGACCCAUGAUAUCAGUCUGGAGGAGUUUGAAGAUGAGGAUCUCUCAGAGAUAACAGAGAUCACAGAUGAAUGUGGAAUGAGCCUGAAUUGCAAUGACAGCCUGGACAUCAUGAGCCAUGUGAGCCGGGAGACCAAUAGCGUGGAGGGGAAAGCAAGUGGGAGUGAAGCCAGUAAGCUGCAGGCAGAGAUGCUUCAGUUGGAUUUGAUUGAUGCCGUGGGUGAUAUAGAGGAUGAGGAAGCAGAACUGCCCAUCAAGGAGCCUUUGGUGAAGGAACCUGCGCCAGUUACCAUGGAUACCUACAGGCCCAAGAGACCGACCACCCUUAACCUCUUCCCACAGGUGCCUCGGACUCAGGACACGCUAAACAACAACUCGUUUGGUAAGAAGUACAGCUGGCAGGAAAAGGUCUCUCGUUCAUCUUCCCCCUUAAAAACAGGAGAGCUGACGCCGACCCAUGACCACAUCUGCCUAAGUGACGAGGAUAAAGUCCAACACAGCACAACCCAGACCAAAGACAGAGGCACCUCUACAGACGCCCCAUGCCGCCACACCUCCUCCACCCAAGGCAGCGGGGGAACGCGGUCCAAACUGCACGACAAACCCACAGCCACGGGAGGACUGCAACAACAACAACAACAACACAGCAAGGGCCAGCCCGAGGGCCACAAGGACCGCAUCCGCUACCACACUGAUGUGCAGUUCGAAGCCACAGAGGAAAUCUAUUUGACCCCGGUGCAGAAAAACUCUGACUCUUUAGAGCACGACAAGCCUUUCCUGUCCCAGUCCAGUGAAAACCGCAUGUCCAUAAGCUCUGAUAUAGACACGACACAUUACCAGUCCUUACCCAACCGGACAAACCCUUCCAUUAGUGAGGAGGAUGAGGUUUACACCACCACCUCAGCCUUAGACAAGAUGAGUGUAGCUCGAAACACAGACCACGGGGGCAGCGCUUUUCAAGCAGCCUCCGGCGUCCCGCGGACUUCUGUCAGCUCUGAGGCUAGUGGCCUCUCAUACGAUUCCGUCAAAUACACCUUGGUGGUGGAUGAGAACAUGCAGCUGGAGCUGGUCAGUUUGAAGCAGUGCUAUUCCAGAUACAGCGACGACAGCGACUCAGCCACGGUCUAUGACAACUGUGUCUCCUCGCCUUACGAGUCAGCCAUCGGCGAAGACUACGAGGAGGACGCGCUGAAGCGAGACUCUGCGUGCGUCUCUCAGGACUCCACCCCAGAAACUGACCUCCCCUUCUCACGAAAGUUCCUCAACGUGUUCAUGCAUGGCAGGUCCAGCUCCUCAAGUGCUGAAUCAUUUGGAUUGUUCUCCUGUGUAAUUAAUGGAGAGGAGAGGGAGCAGACUCAUCGGGCAGUGUUCAGGUUCGUCCCGCGGCACGUUGAUGAGUUGGAGCUGGAGGUGGACGAUCCUCUCCUGGUGGAGGUGCAGGCUGAUGAUUACUGGUACGAGGCCUACAACAUGAGGACAGGGCUGAGGGGCGUCUUCCCUGCUUACUACGCCAUCGAGGUCACCAAGGAGCCAGAGCGCUUUAAAGAAACAGAGAAGAAUAGCGAAUGGGUGGACAAAUUCCGGGUAAAAUUCCUUGGUUCCGUGCAAGUUCCGUAUCACAAAGGGAACGACGUGCUCUGCCUGGCUAUGCAAAAGAUUGCUACCAACAGGAGGGCGACUGUGCAAUUCAACCCCACGUCCAGCUGUAUUUUAGAGAUUAAUAUGAAGGGAAUUAAAAUAGUGGUACAACCAGAUGAUUACAGUGAAUAUCAAAGGGAGUUUACUUGUUCUGGGAGAAAGCUGGGGAGAAUGUUUGCCUUGAAGUCUGGGGGUAACCAGUGUAGUCACUUCUUUCAGCUGAAGAAUAUCUCCUUCUGUGGAUACCAUCCAAAGAACCACAAAUACUUUGGCUUUAUAACCAAACAUCCAGCAGAUCACAGAUUUGCCUGUCAUGUUUUUGUCUCUGAAGACUCGACUAAACCGAUUGCAGAGUCAGUAGGGAGAGCAUUCCAGCAGUUCUACAAGGAAUAUGUGGAGUACACGUGUCCAACAGAAGACAUUUACUUGGAAUAGAGACAGUCCUGCCUGGAAACUGCUCCUUGUACAAUAUUUGUGUAUCAUAACAUGUUGCAUGAAGGAGAUAUAUAUAACAAAAACAAAAAAAGACAUCUGUUUUUUUUCUUGAAGAAAUUUUUGUUAAUAAAAAAACAACAAUAAAUGCAGUAAUUAAUAACUGAUUAUUCCCAUACUAGAUAUGUAACUGUUCCUUUUAAAGGGUAUAGAAUGCUAAAGCAGAACAUUUGAUACAAGGCAGACUGACCUACUGUAAUCUUUUACGUAGAUUUAUAAUAAUAGGACAUAGAUUUGAAGGCAGUACAGACUAUUUUUAUUUGUUUAAAUUACCUUGAUAAAUGGGAUAUCACCGAUUUUUACGGAAACAUUAAGGCUGUAACCUGUUCUAUUUGUGAAAUCUAAAAUAUGCACUACAUAGAUUACAGGAACAUUUUCAAAAAAAUGACAGAUGUCUACCCGUGAUGUAACAGCCCUUUUUUAUUGAACGCUUUGGUAAAAGAAAACGACAGUGUCAUUCUAUCACACAGUCUGCACACAGUGAAGGGACUGGAGUGAGCAUCAGGCUGCACUGCCAUAGCAGCCAUUUCAGUUUUUAAAAUAAAUAGAAAGAGGAUUCAAAGAAAGAAAGUCUGUUCAUUUAUUUGCCUUUGAAGUAUAUAGAUCUGGAUUGACAUUUAUUUGCCUAUUUAUUUCAGUUGGUGGCAAUCAGUCAGUUUCCGGGGGGGG